Molecule: messenger RNA, 2577 nt
Organism: Oldenlandia corymbosa var. corymbosa
Lineage: Eukaryota; Viridiplantae; Streptophyta; Magnoliopsida; Gentianales; Rubiaceae
Source: the annotation of a GenBank genome assembly
AUGGCGAGUUCUUCCUCAUCGGACGAAAAGGCCAACGGAUAUAAACUUCCUCCGAAGGAUAUCAGAGAUAUUAUUGACGCUCUAGUUGUGCCGACAAUAUCAAUCUCUCCACGCCGAGAUAAAUUGAUCUUUCUCAAUCGAAGUUCUACAGUUCCCUUGAAGGAUGUUGCCAAGCCAAAGAAGAUCCUUGGAAUACCAAUCGAUCCAAGAAAUCACAGCCGAAGUCAGAUAUCAUCUUACACUCGCACAGGGAUCCAGUCGCUCAACGAUAAUGAGUCGGUCAACCCUCCAAGAAACAUGUCAUAUUUCACCGGCAUACGGAUUAAGUCGCUCAAAUUCGAUGAAGGUAGAAAAGAAGAUGUGAAAGAAGUGACAGAACUCCCAAAUCGUGCUAAAAUUUAUUUGGUUAAAUGGUCACCUGAUGGUCAACAUCUGGCAUUCGUUGUAAAGGAAGAAAAUGAUGAUGGUAAAUUAAGACUGUGGUAUGUUAAUGUGGAGAGUGGAGAAGCUAAGCAGUUAUUUCAAUCCCAGCCAGAGAUAUAUGUGAAUGCAGUUUUUGAUGAUUUUGAGUGGCUAAACGAGUCGAAGCUCUUGGUUUGCACUGUCGCGCAAUCGCAGGAGGAACCACCAAAAAGGCCACAGGUUCCCAACCGUCCGACGAUUAAAUCCCACGAGCCAGCAGCCCAUAAAGACUUACUCAAGGAAGUGCCUUCUCUUCCCUCAGCUGGAACCAAUCAAGAUUUACCCCAAGACGAAUACGAUGAGCAAUUAAUAUACUACUACGGCAAAAGUCAACUUGUGGUGGCAUCACUUGAUGGGUCCAACUCUGACAUUGGAGAACCAGGGAUAUACACAGGAAUCAUACCAUCUCCAGACGGAAAGUACAUUUUGAUUGAGUCAAUUUACCAGCCAGAAUCUUCCAGUGAAGUUGAACCCAGUGUAAGAAACCACAAAAAGGUCGAGGUUUGGAAAGAUGAUGGGACAAUUAUAAAAACACUUCGUGAUUUACCUCUAGCUCACGACAUUCCUUUAAAUCCCGACGGUACGCGGAAUGGGAAGCGGCGCAUUCAAUGGAGGAUAGAUAAGCCUUCAACUGUUUGUUGGGUGGAGUCACAGUAUGGUGAGGAUCUACAAGUCCCUCGUGACAUCAUCUACACACAGCGUGCCGAUGCUCCCGAAAACGAGAAGCCAACAAUAUUGUAUAGACUAGACCUUCGCUUCAGUGGGAUUCAAUGGUGUGAUAACAAACUCGCAUUAGUGCAUGAGGCAUCGAAACAAACUCGUCGGACAAGAACCUGGGUUAUCUCUCCUGGGGAAUCCGGGGAAGAAGGAACAACUAUUCCACCACGCUUAUUGUUCGACAGGUCAUAUGAUGAUCCUAAUCCCGGAUCUCCCAUGAUGUGGAGAACUCGGAACGGUAGGCUUGCACUUGCCAAGGUGAAAGGGUCCAGUGGCGAUGACGGUAUUCAUAUUUUGCUCAAGGGAAGAGGUGCUAAAUCUGAAGGGGGCAUCCCAUUUUUGGAUUUGAUUGAAAUCAAUACUAAGAAGACAGAACGACUGUGGGAAGGUGAAGAGGACGAAUUUUAUGAAUAUGUCGUUUGUUUGAUGUGUGAUCAGCACAACAGAGGGGAGUAUUUGUUUGUUAAUCAGCUGGAGAUAAUUACUUGUAAAGAAUCUCUAACCGAGAUAACCCAGUGUUCCAUUGUAAGUUGGCCAGAGAAAAAAACACGUGUGGUUGCAAAUUUUCAGCAUUCACACCCUAAGCUGAAGGCCAUACGAAAGCUGACUAUCAAAUGUCAAAGGAAUGAUGGAAGACGACUCAAUGCAGACCUUUAUCUUCCAAAAAAUGAUUCCUCGGAGGACAAGCCCAAACCUCUUCCGUGUUUGAUUUGGAUAUACCCAGAGGGGGUAAUUGAAGAUGACAAUGAACUCAUCAUUGCUCAUCCAACUCCGGCUGUUGAUUGGCUAGAAUCUCCACAGACUUGGGUCGCUAUGGGGUUCGCUGUUUUGUUGUAUCCAACAAUUCCAAUAUAUGGGACACGUCAUCAAUCGCCAAGCAAUAGCUUUGUGGAGCAACUGUACGCGAGUCUAGACGCUACGGUCAAUGAAGUAGUACGAGAGGGUUGGGUGGAUGGCGACAAAAUUGCUAUUGCUGGUCAUUCCUAUGGAGCAUUCGCGGUUGCAAACCUCAUGGCAUCUGAAAAAUCAAAUACGAUGUUUAGAUGUGGAAUUGCUCUCUCUGGAGCCUAUAAUAGGACACUUACACCGUUUGGAUUUCAGAACGAAAGAAGAAAGCUAUGGCAUGCCAGGGACACCUAUUUUAAUAUCAGUCCAUUUAUAUGGGCUGAUCAAAUUAUGAGGCCGAUCUUGCUUAUUCACGGAAAAGAAGAUGGUAAUGCGAAGACCCCCCCAAUGCAGUCGGAGAGAUUUUACGAGGGAUUAGAAAAACUUGGAAAAACUACUAAACUAGUUAUGCUUCCCAAUGAAGGCCAUACAUAUAUUGCGCGUGACAGUAUAAUGCAUGUACACUGGGAGAUUGCAGAGUGGCUGAGAAAGUAUUGCUUGAUGGUGGAAUAA